AUGUCUGUGAUCACCUAUACCAACAAUUACUCCCAAGUAUUCCACCACAAAGGUGUUGACGUGAGCCCUGAUGAGCACGCCGCGGCGAGAGUGCAAGAAUACCGAGUGGCUACAGUCGAGGCAUGCAAGCAUGACCCGGAUGUGGGCCAUAUUCAGUAUGGUACGGUAACGGGUGAUGGUGUUGGUAAUCAGUGGGCCAUUGUCUUUAAUGAGGAGAAGUACAACAUCAUCGUUCAUUAUGAUGAUAAAACAAAGACGUUCGGGAAGAGGACGAGGAAGAUUGGGUACACCUUGCAAUUGACAGUUGUGCAGGAAUGCAGGCCAAUGUUAGGCAACGCUGGUGACAAGCCUCCUCGCCGUAUUGGGGUUUCCUUGGUUUAA
Molecule: messenger RNA, 381 nt
Organism: Fusarium proliferatum ET1
Lineage: Eukaryota; Fungi; Ascomycota; Sordariomycetes; Hypocreales; Nectriaceae
Exons: 2
Coding region: 1-381 (126 amino acids)
Source: RefSeq, a predicted model, not a curated record